AUGGUAACCAGUGAAUCCAGUUCAGGUGUCCAAGCAUUGAAUGUCCACUGCAGAGAAAGCGAGCAGAAAGCACUUCUCAUGCUCAAAGAUGGUUUUCAUACUUCUUUGUAUCGUUUCUCUUCAUGGGUACCUGAACAAGAUUGCUGCAAAUGGAAAGGUGUUGGUUGCAACAAGGAAACAGGCAAUGUCAUCUCUCUUGAUCUCCACAGCCCGGAUCCUUCUGAGCUCUUGCAAGAAGUCCUUGACCUUUCCUACAAUGGCUUUUAUCAUUCUGAGAUUCCGAAUUGGUUGGUUGAGGUUAGCCAUACUCUUAGUCUUCUUAAUCUCACAACUUGCUCCUUGCAAGGUUCCAUUCCCCAUACCAUUGUGAAUUUUACAUCUCUUGUUGUGCUUGAUUUCUCAUUCAACCAUCUCAAGGGUACUAUUCCUCAUGGUUUUGGGAACAUGAUGACAUCUCUUGCUAUUCUGGAUCUCUCAUCCAAUGAUCUUGAAGGUCCAUUACCAGCAACCCUAGGUCUGACUGGGGAAUUGAGAGAACUCCAUCUUUCCAACAAUCUUCUGUUGAAUGGAUCUUUAGAAAGAAUCUUUCCUCAACUUUCAAAAUUAGUUGUCCUGGAUGUUGCUUGGAAUGAUUUGGAUGGUGUGAUCACUGAAGCUCAUUUACAGAAUUUUUGUAGAUUGCGGGUGCUUGAUUUGUCAUUCAACAGGUUAAUUUUAAACGUGAGCUCAAACUGGAUUCCUGAUUUUCAAGUCGAGGUCAUAAAUUUGAGAAAUUGCGAAAUGGGCCCAAGAUUUCCCCAGUGGCUACAAAACCAAAAGAGAAUUUUGAAACUUUAUAUUUCUAACCCAAGUAUAUCAGACACUGUACCUGAUUGGUUUUGGAAUAUUUCUCCAUCGAUGGAGUAUUUGGAUCUUUCUCACAACCAUCUUACAGGGGAAUUACCUGAUUUAUCAUCAAAAGCGAGUUUGUUGACACUGGAUUUACGUGAAAAUGAAUUCGAAGGUCAUCUACCUCAGUUCCCCCCAACAAUAGAAAUGCUAUUCUUAAACAACAAUCAAUUUUCAGGACCAAUUUCUCCCAUAUGUGAUAUGAUGAAUGAAAGUAAUGCAUUACGUCACAGAAAUAAUCUUUCUGGAAACCUUCCAGAUUGUUGGAUAUAUGGGCAAAAUUUAGUUUAUCUUCAGUUAAGAUUCAACCAAUUGUCUGGUCAAAUCCCAGAGUCAAUUGGCCGUCUAAUUAAUCUCAAAUGGUUGUUUUUGAGUUAUAAUAGCUUGUCUGGAGUGAUACCGCAAUCCUUGCAGAACUGCAAAAGUUUGAUUCUCCUGGCUCUUGGGAACAAUUCAUUAUUUGGGAGCAUACCGACAUGGCUAGGGGAAAGUUUAGAGAAUUUGCAGCAGAUUUCGUUACAUGACAAUGCUUUUGAAGGAAAUAUACCAGUGCAACUUUGUCAACUGAGACACCUACAUUACUUGGACUUCUCUUUCAAUUCACUAUCAGGACCAAUUCCACUAUGCAUCGAUAAUUUUCUUCCAAUGGCUGAGAAAGAAGUUGAAAAUGUCAAAGAAGAUUAUUCAAUAUAUACAAAUGAUGAACUAAAACGCCGAAUGUGGAAGUCACGAGGUAGGUAUUUCUCCAGCAAGAAAAUGGAUCUUUCACAUAACAUGCUAAGCGGGGAGAUCCCAAGACAAGUUACCACCCUAAUUGGAUUGACGCAUCUGAAUCUUUCCAACAAUUAUCUGAAGGGACCUAUUCCUUGCGAUAUUGGAGCCAUGAAAUCCUUAAAAUAUCUAAAUUUAUCAAGCAACCAGCUUUCUGGCACCAUUCCUCCCAGCAUUUCUCAUCUAACUCGUCUUGAAGGAUUGAAUUUGUCAUAUAACAAUUUGUCUGGUAAAGUUCCCUCACCUAAUAAUUUUAGUGCAUAUGCAUUCAUCGGAAAUCAUAACUUGUGUGGUCCUCCACUUGCAAAGAAUUGCUCUGCAAAUGAAUCACCGGAAAAAACAGAAUGCAGGAGUGACAGGAAAUCAAAAGGCCAAAAUGAUGGAGUUCAAGAAAAGGAACAUAGGCACGGAUUCAAGCCUUUCAAGGAGAAGCCUUCAUUCUACAUCAGUGUGGCUGGUGGAUUUUUUACAGGGUUUUGGGGAUUUUGGGCUACUUUAUUCUUCAACGAGUCAUGGAGGAAUGCCUACUUCCGUUUCUUGGGCAACAUGGGUGACAGAAUUUAUUUAUUUGUGGUGGUGACCACAGCUAGGCUGCGAAGGAAAUUUCAGAGGAAACAAGCUGUGGAGUAA
Hevea brasiliensis (rubber tree) is the source of this 2289-nucleotide messenger RNA. Its product is annotated as receptor-like protein EIX2. The record is from RefSeq and is a predicted model, not a curated record. Gene Ontology annotation, molecular function: protein binding. The transcript has 2 exons. The coding region runs from base 1 to 2289 and encodes 762 amino acids. NCBI's taxonomy places the organism in Eukaryota, Viridiplantae, Streptophyta, Magnoliopsida, Malpighiales, Euphorbiaceae.